AUAACAUGUUUAACGAGAUCAAGUUCGGGGAGUACGUGGACACUGGGAAGCUGGUGGAGAAGAUCAACUUGCCAGACUUCCUCAAAGUCUACAUCAACCACCGGCCGCCCUUUGGGAACACGCUGAGCGGCAUCCAGCAGAGCUUCGACGUCCUGGGCUACACCAACGCCCAGGGAAAGAAGGCCAUCCGGCGGGAGGACUUCCUGAGGCUGCUGCAGACUAAAGGUGAGCACAUGACGAAGGAGGAGAUGCUGGAAGGCUUCGCCAUGCUGUUCGGCCUGACCCCGGAGGGCUGGAAAUCCGAACCUGCAGCGUCCGCCUUCAGAGGUACAGAGAUCUCCCUCGAAGAAGAACUCCCAGACGAAAUCACAGCAGAAAUAUUCGCCACUGACAUUCUCGGCCUGACCGUUUCGGAAGACGUUUCCUGACAAAGCCAUAUGCUGCCAGCUUGACGGGAACAGAUUGCCAGAUCUUUUCUCCGAGGAGCACAGCUGGGUUCGAACAACUGACCUUUCUGUUGGCAACCAAGCUCUGCACCACUGCGCCACCAGGGCCUCUCGGGGAGGAGCUUCAGGAGGCAUUCCACCCAAGUUUGCAGCACGGUUUUGUUUGAACAGAUGGAUGUUACUGUCUGGGUUUGGAGUCAUGGAGGUCCCACUCAGGCAAACCUGCCAAACGGUAAUUCGCCAUUCAGGCUCAUUGGCUCAUUCCGACACACCUGCCCACCCAAGCCAGGCCCUUCCCCAGAGAAGCUCCCAUCCAAGGGAGCAUUUCUGAUGCCGAGGAACAGAGAGGUGGGAGAGAAAUGGAGGGGCAGAAAGGACCUCUCCUGCCAUGCUCUCUCGCGCGCACGCACCCACCCCCUCACACACACUCGGCACUCCCACGGCCUGCGGGACACCUGGAACACACUGGAGCUGGAAACAGAACCACGUCCUCUGAAACGGUUUGUGUCACCGUGACCCGACCAGGUGGCCCCACCGGGCUGCACAGGUCUGUCAGGGUGCAUCGUGGGCCCUGCAACGCCGUUAGUAUCUUGUUCUCCAGCAGCAACAAAACAAAACAACACACAAAUGAAAAGACUGGAGAAGUUUGUUUGUUUAUUUGGUUUGGCAGAUCAAUUUUGCAACUGCUUAGGGCUUAGGAGCUCUUAUUAUCAAGCCAGUUAAAAAGAUCUUGGGGACAGUUAGGAAACAGGAAAUUCUCCAAGGACUCGUCCUUCUCUCCAAAAAACGCCUGGGAAUUAAGACGCAGCCUGGACACCAACCUGGGCCCUCGUUCCCAAGGUCCGGCUUAUUCUGACAUCCUUCCCUGCGACACAAGUUGGGACAACGGUCUCUAGCAGCCCUGACCAGUGAUUGGCCCCUCCAUGGCUGGCCAGGGCCUGGGACUGCUGUCAGACCCAGGAGAGGAUGCGCUUUCUGUCCUGAGUCACCUUCCAGAGCACAACGCAAUGGACCCUGCCUCUGGACACCCCUCCAAGAAGGCCAAGCCAACCACACACAGCCUUUGGUGCUCCCUGC
Molecule: messenger RNA, 1523 nt
Organism: Echinops telfairi (small Madagascar hedgehog)
Lineage: Eukaryota; Metazoa; Chordata; Mammalia; Afrosoricida; Tenrecidae
Product: cilia- and flagella-associated protein 251-like
Exons: 4
Coding region: 6-428 (140 amino acids)
Source: RefSeq, a predicted model, not a curated record